Messenger RNA from Crotalus tigris (Tiger rattlesnake), 1847 nucleotides. It is a transcript of the gene TMEM86B, whose product is annotated as transmembrane protein 86B. Gene Ontology annotation, cellular component: membrane. The transcript has 4 exons. Lineage: Eukaryota; Metazoa; Chordata; Lepidosauria; Squamata; Viperidae. Bases 644 to 1339 code for a protein of 231 amino acids. The record is from RefSeq and is a predicted model, not a curated record.
CAGAGAAGCGAUUAAGACUGGACCACUAGGUAAAAAUCCAGGAGUUUGGAGGUCCCCAAUUGGCCUUUUGUUUCCACCAUCUGAGAAAUAAAAAUACCGAAUUCAAAUAUAGCUGAAUUCUGGAAUUCAUUCAAAUACUUUGAAAAGUUAAAGGAAAGCGAGAACUAAGACUGUAGAAAUUGGAUGGAAGACGAAUCAGGGGGGCACAGAAGACCCACCUGAGUUCCUUCAAUGCUGGCAAUCCCAUUCUCUGGAAAGUCUCUAAAACUUUCCUCCAUUUAUACCUACAGAGUGGUGAGUUGUCAAGAAUUCAAACACCAUCAAAAUAUCAUUUGCCAAGACCCACCCCUUCUGCUGUAGUUAGAGAAAUUGCUGUGGAUACCCCAGUUUCAUUCAAGCAAACUCCUUUUAUCUUGCUUAGUUCCUCAAAAAAAAAAAAAAAAAAAGACCACCAAGUUCGUACUGUACCAAAGAAAGAGCCACCUGGCCAAUGUGGUGCCAAGCACAGAGAAGGCCGAGGAGAAUCAAGUGUCUUGCUAUCAGUUUGGAGCUUUGCAGGGUGGAGGUUGAAAGUCCACCAGUGCAAGGUGCAACUGUAAUUGGCCUCUGAAAGUCAGCGGCAUUUCUGAACUUCAGGGAGGCCAUGGAUAUCCUGGAGUUAGAUGCCCACUACAAAAGGAAAGUUGCUGGCAAUAGGAGAAGUAUGCUGCUUAGGCUCCUGCCAUUUUUUGUCUCCAGCACCGUCUAUUUCGUUCUUUUGCUUCCUGGGUCCAGCUUGCAGAGCACUAUCAUAAAAUGCCUCCCCACAUUCUCCCUGGCGUUCUUUGUGGCCAGUCAGUCCAAAAAUGGAGGUGUCUUCAAACCAUAUUCCCGGUGGAUUUUCCAUGGUCUCUUGUUUGCAUGUGUGGGAGAUGCCUGUUUGGUAUGGCCAGAAUUCUUCCUUCCAGGAAUGGGUGCCUUUGCCAUCUGCCACAUCUGCUACAUCGCAGCCUUUGGCCUGGCUCCUCUUCAACCUCUCACCUUACUGGUCAUCGAGGGACUCAUGGCUGUGGGUUACGUGGUGAUCCUGCUGCCCUGUUUGUCAGGUUUCUACACAUGGGCAGUGCUGUUUUAUUCAGGCCUCCUCGGCGUCAUGACCUGGCGCGCACUGUUUUGCUCCAAAAGGCUGGCUUCAGCGGGUAGCUUGAUCUUCAUUGUGUCUGAUCUGCUGGUUGGUUAUGAGAAAUUCUGCACCUCCCACCCUCUUAUCCACAUCCUGUACAUGAGCACUUACUACCUUGCCCAAGCCUUGAUUGCCAUCUCAGUAGAGUCUCCAAAAUUUUCCCUAAAGGAGAACUGAGUCUUGAAUUGGAUUUCUGGAUUGUUCUUCAGCAUCAAAAAAUCCCCAGGCCUUCUGCCUCUCAAAUUCACACUUCUCAAGUUCAACUAACUUCUGGAUGUGUUGGAACUACAACUCCUGGGAUUCCCAGCUAGUGUGGGCCAACAGCUGUGAGUAAUCAGCAGCAGCUAUAUCCAUAACCCUCAGCCAGUGUGGACUCUGUGGAUUCUCAGAAUUGUAGGCCUAUAUCAGUGGUGGUGAACUUAUGGCACACGUACCAGAGGGGGGCACUUGGAGCCCUCUCUGUGGGCACGCAUGCUAAGUUGGCUAAGUUUUCACAGGAAAAAGCCUUUUCUUAAGCUCCUUCCUAGCCAAAAUAAGCCUCUGGAAUGAGUGUACUGUUUUAAGCUUUGAAUUAUAUCAAAUCUGACACCAGAAACAGACUAACAGGUGACUUGAGUGCUGCAUGUGUUGCUCUCAAACUUAUGAAGUAUAAGCCAAGGUUAGACAAAUUAUCAGCAGGCAUACA